Messenger RNA from Phytophthora sojae, 864 nucleotides. RefSeq lists its product as hypothetical. The record is from RefSeq and is a predicted model, not a curated record. The transcript has a single exon. Lineage: Eukaryota; Oomycota; Peronosporomycetes; Peronosporales; Peronosporaceae. Bases 1 to 864 code for a protein of 287 amino acids. Gene Ontology annotation, molecular function: catalytic activity.
AUGCCCUCGUGCUACGACGGACUCACGGCCAAGCUCAUUGAGCGCGCUGGGUACGACGCGUGCAUCAUGACCGGCUACGGUGUUUCAGCUGUCCACGGUGUGCCCGACACGCAACUGCUAUCGUACGGCGAGAUGGUGCGCAGCGCUCAAACUGUGUGCUCUACGCUCAAGAACAUCCCGUGUCUUGGCGACGGCGACACGGGCUACGGCAACGCCAUGAACGUUAAACGGACGGUGGCAGGCUACGCGCAGGCUGGAAUGGCUGGGAUUCUGAUUGAGGACCAGGUAUCCCCGAAGAGAUGCGGUCACACGACUGGCAAGGCUGUCGUGAGCCGCGAAGAGGCUUACGACCGCAUCAAAGCUGCGGUCGACGCGCGUCGUGAAGGCAACUUUGACAUCGUGAUCAUGGCGCGCACCGACGCGCGGGCCACUGAUUCACUGGAGGAGGCAAUUGCUCGUUGCCAGGAGUUUGUGCGUCUCGGAGCGGACAUCACGUUCCUGGAAGCCCCGCGGUCGGUGGGCGAGAUGAAGGCUUUUUGUCAGCAGGUACCCGGCCCCAAGCUCGCUAACAUGGUCGAGAUGGGGAUGACUCCCGUCUUGCUCCCGGAACAACUGCACGAGAUCGGCUGCAAGAUUGCUCUGUACCCGGUCACGCUGCUCAACGCUAGCAUCAAGGUGAUGGAGAAGGCUCUCGUGGAGCUGCGCAACCAGACUGCAGGCACUGAUACGACCGCAAUGAGCACUGCCAACGCCACUCCAAGCGCCGGACUUGACGAGUUGCUCUGUGACUUUGAGCAUGUCAAGGACGUCGUGGGCUUCACGGAAUAUUACGCGGAGGAAAAGCGCUACAGUACCAACGACUAG